Messenger RNA from Drosophila sulfurigaster albostrigata, 1712 nucleotides. Its product is annotated as facilitated trehalose transporter Tret1. Gene Ontology annotation, cellular component: membrane. Gene Ontology annotation, molecular function: transmembrane transporter activity. Gene Ontology annotation, biological process: transmembrane transport. NCBI's taxonomy places the organism in Eukaryota, Metazoa, Arthropoda, Insecta, Diptera, Drosophilidae. The record is from RefSeq and is a predicted model, not a curated record.
UCUGAGUAACCUCAGAUAAAAACAAGUUAGCUGGGAAUGGAGAAUCUGUAAUGAGACAAUAAAUAGCGCACGUUGUGCACUAGCAGCCUCUCAGUUUGCAUGCAGUUCGCCACCACGAAAACAACAAAAGAAAAGAGGACUAAUUAAAUUCGGAUUUCAUAACGACAGUGGGACAGCAUCAUCAUCAUGUGCCUGCCGAAGCGAGUCUCCGGAGCAGCCAUCCAGAGUGUGGCAACAGCCAUAGGAAACCUGUUAUGCUUCAAUUUUGGACUCAUAUUUGGCAUCACGCCCGCUCAUAUGGCGCUCUACGAAUCGGAGAAGUUGACGCCACUCAAUGAGGCGACAGAUCCAACAGGUUCAGCUUUGUUAACUGGUUAUUUAUUUCUAAGUGCUGCUGUUGGCGCCGCUGUCUCUGGCUGGCUGGCAUUACGCAUAGGGCCAAAAUCUGUGCUACUUUGCUGCGGUCUUUUGCAGAUUUUUGGCUGGUUCUGCAUUCACUUUGGAUUCGAUAUCGUUCACAUUUACGCCUCGCGCAUCUUUUGCGGCAUCGCUGCUGGCGGCGCCUUUGUUGUACUGCCCAUUUUCAUUAAUGAGAUUGCCGAGUCGAGGGACAAAGCUGCCCGCUUGACCUUCACCAUCGAACUGUGGCGCACUCUAGGCAUUCUCUUUGGCAUUCUACUGGGCUACUAUGUGCAGUAUCAGUAUGUGAACAUUAUUGGCUGCAUUGCCUCGUGCACGUUCUCGCUGUGCUUCCCCUUUGUGCAGGAGAGUCCGCACUAUUAUCUGCGCAAAGGCAAUGUUCCGUGUCUGGAGAAAUCGCUGCGUUGGUAUCGCGGCAUUCGCGACAUCGAUGAUCGCGAGCAGCCCGAAUAUCUGCAGGAAUUGGCCGAGUUCAAGGCGGAACUCAAGCAACGAAGCGCAGCAAAAAACAGCUCAACGGAAUUAUCGCACAGUUACAUUGUGCGUCUGAUCUUUGUCAGUUUUCUGCUCACCGUUUGCGCCAAGCUGAGCGGCGUCUUUGUCGAGCUGAACUAUGCUGCCGAUUUUCUGGGACGCACUGGUUACUCCAUCGAAGUGAACUACGUGGUGCUGGCCUCAGCUCAGUGUGUGGGCGGCUUGUUCGCCCGCCUCUUUGGUCCCCAACUGCCGCGCAAGCUGUUGCUUUGCCUCUCCUCGCUGCUUGCUGCUGCGGCUGUCAUUGCCCUGGCGCUCUUCAAGCAAUUUGGCCAUAAUUGGGCGUUGGGCGAUUGGUGCACACGGUAUUUACCCAUUGUGCUGCUCGGCCUUCAACUGCUCUUUGUUAGUUUCGGACUCUAUCCGCUUGCCGCUGUCGUCAGCAGCGAAGUAUUGCCCACAAAGCUGCAUGACCUGCUCUACUCGAUAGCCUCGGCCUGCGCCUGGUUGCUGCUCUUUGGCAUGAUUGAGGGCUUCAACGCGGUCAAGACAAGCCUGGGCCCUGGACUAUUGCUCUACCUGUUGGUCUUUGCAGCUGCCUCGAUAUUCGUGGGAUUGAUUUCGUUGCCUCUGUUGCCCGAGACACGCAAUCGUCGUGCUUCGGCCGUGCAACGUGAUUUGGGCUAUGUGGAGCAGGCGGGGCCGGUGGCCAAGACAACCGAUGCGAUGGGCAAUGGACACGUUGCAACGCAUAUCUAGAGCAUUAGUUCGCAAUUAGUAUUAAGUAUGUCGGAAAUAACAUUUAGGCGAAAAGACGA